GGCUCGGCUCCUCCAGUCUGCUGCUGCACAUCCACAGCGGAGGAGGCGGGCCGACUGUAGCUACACCUCGGCCAGCGGUGCUGGGUCAUAGCGCUGGUGGAGGGGGGGCAGCACACUGCUCUUCUUGCCCUUCCUAAACCGUGCACAGCCUGAAGCAUUGAGGACACCCAUCACCUCAACGAGGACUGGAAUAGUUUGGGUUUUCGCCGAGACGCACCAAGUUGCAGCUGCAGAGGCGCACUUUUCUCCGGGGCUCCUCUCUCCUUUUGCGCUCACAGUCCGACAUGGAAGAUGGCCCGUCUUCAACAAGCUGUUUUAGAAGGUUGACGGACUGUUUCCUGGGUGCAAGCUUGACCGAUGAGAAAGUGAAGGCCUACCUCUCGCUGCACCCGCAGAUGCUGGACGACUUUGUGUUGGAGAGUGUGAGCGCAGAGACGUUGGACAGAUGGCUGAAGAGGAAGACCAGCAGCAGGCCUGCAGAUGACACAUCAGCUACAGCCGUCAGCAGGUACCAGGACUCAAAUAUGCAGGGUGUGGUGUACGAACUCAACAGCUACAUGGAGCAGCGCCUGGACACUGGAGGAGACAACAAACUCCUGCUCUAUGAGUUGUGCAACAUCAUCAAAAAAGCAACAAAAGCUGAUGGAUUUGCACUUUAUUUUUUGGGAGAAUGCAACAAAAGUUUAUGUUUGUUCACUCCAACGGGGACCAAGGAUGGCCCUCCAAGCCUCAUCCCCUCGGGCCCCAUCGCAUUUGGGACAACCAUCGCCGCUCAUGUUGCCAAAACUCACAAAACACUGCUAGUAGAGGACGUCAUGGGGGACGAGCGCUUCCCCGACGGCACAGGGCAGGACUCAGGGAUCCAUGUUCACUCUGUCCUGUGCCUUCCCAUCAUCACUGCCAUCGGGGACCUCAUUGCCAUCCUGGAGCUGCACCGGCAGUGGGGCCAGGAGCCCUUCAACCUCAGCCACCAGGAGGUUGCAACAGCUAAUUUAGCAUGGGCAGCAGUUGCCAUUCAUCAAGUACAGGUGUGCCGAGGCCUCGCCAAACAGACUGAGCUCAAUGACUUUCUUCUAGACGUGUCAAAAACAUACUUUGAUAACAUUGUGGCAAUAGAUUCUCUACUUGAACAUAUUAUGAUAUAUGCAAAAAACCUGGUGAAUGCGGACAGGUGCGCACUCUUCCAGGUAGAUCACAACAACAAAGAACUGUACUCCGACCUGUUCGAUAUCGGGGAGGAGAAAGAAGGAAAACCUGUCUUUAGGAAAACCAAAGAAAUUAGGUUUUCUAUAGAGAAGGGAAUAGCUGGCCAAGUGGCUCAGACAGGGGAAGUCUUAAAUAUCCCAGAUGCCUAUGCAGACCCCCGGUUCAACCGAGAGGUGGACCUCAAAACCGGCUACACCACGCGUAACAUCCUGUGCAUGCCCAUCGUGAGUAGGGGGAGCGUUAUAGGUGUGGUGCAGAUGGUGAACAAGCUAAGCGGAAGUGCCUUCACUCAAACAGAUGAGAACAACUUUAAAAUAUUUGCUGUCUUCUGUGCUCUGGCCUUACACUGUGCAAACAUGUACCACAGGAUCCGGCACUCUGAAUGCAUUUACAGAGUGACCAUGGAAAAGCUGUCUUAUCACAGCAUCUGCACAUCAGAAGAAUGGAAGACUCUUACCCAGCUUAACCUCCCUACACCUAUUUAUAAAGAGAUUGAAAUGUUCCACUUUGACAUUAGUCCCUUUGAGGAGAUCUGGCCUGCUGUCUUCAUCUACAUGGUUCAUAACUCCUGUGGAAAGACCAGCUUUGAGCUGGAGAAGCUGUGUCGGUUCACUAUGUCGGUGAGGAAGAACUACAGGCGUGUGCCAUACCACAACUGGAAGCACGCAGUGACGGUGGCUCACUGUAUGUACGCCAUCCUGCAGAAAACCUCCGGGAUGUUCACAGAGCUCGAGAAGAAAGGUUUGUUGAUUGCCUGCCUGUGCCAUGAUCUGGACCACCGAGGGUACAGCAACUCGUACCUGCAGAAGUUUGACCACCCGCUGGCCGCUCUGUACUCCACCUCCACCAUGGAGCAGCACCACUUCUCCCAGACCGUCUCCAUCCUGCAGCUGGAAGGGCACAAUAUUUUCUCCAACCUGAAACCCAGCGAGUACGAGCAGGUGUUGGAGAUCAUCCGAAAGGCCAUCAUCGCUACUGACCUCGCCCUGUACUUCAACAACCACCAGCAGCUGUCGGAGCUGAUGAACACAAGUGUGCUGGACUUGAAAAACCUCACACACAGGGACCGUGUGAUUGGUCUGAUGAUGACAGCAUGUGACCUGUGUUCUGUUACCAAGCAGUGGCAAAUCACACGACUCACCGCCAACGACAUCUAUGCUGAGUUCUGGGCUGAGGGAGAUGAGAUGAAGAAGAUUGGGUUGCAGCCGAUCCCUAUGAUGGACAGAGACAAGAAAGAUGAAGUUCCUCAAGGCCAAGUGGGAUUCUACAAUGCUGUUGCAGUUCCGUGCUACACGACACUAUUGGCGGUUUUCCCUCCAUCCGGUCCUCUUCUAAGAGCCUGCAAGGAUAACCUGAGCCAAUGGGAGAAGAUCUCGCGGGGAGAGGUGGAGGACGUCGUGCCCGAGCGGCCUUGUGAUCCAGGCCCUGUCAAGGUGGACAACUGACUACCAAAGGGGUUGCUGGCCCACCAAAGGAAUGCAACAAGAAUCCUGCCACGGACUUGGUCGUAGGGGGAAAACCCACAUCCUGUGUUCGCAGGAGACGGAUCAGCUAAAGGCGACCUGACUUUGAAAACACACAGUUACCUCAUUGGGUGACGGAGGUGUCAACACUGACGGUUUCACAGAUCCCAGAGACUGACAGACAACCGAUGGGGAAGAACUUGGACCCAUAACUCUACAUCCACUCAGCUUGGGAAUUCAUUUGGUAGAAUGGACUUGUGCCGUUUUGGUAGUUUAAUUUUGGCUCUGUUAUUUUAUGAUUUUUAUUUUAUUUUAUAUGAGCUGAUUCUUUUGUGGUCUUGUAUUUGCAGAGGCCUUACUCUGAACCUUUCACAGGCUAGACAUAUGUGAAAUCUUGUUCAGGCUUUUUUUAUUUUGAUUUGAAAUGGUACUGUUUGCCUUCUGUGGUAGGUUUAUCGUACGUGCACUACUUCAGCAAGGUAUUUCCAGAGACAGGAGGAAUGUGUAGAGCAGAUGUAUGGUUUAAUGCCACCUUACUGAGAAGGUGGAUGUCAGAAUGUUUUUUUGAUUACUUUUUGAGCAAAAAUCCUUUGCAGUACUUGAAUAAUAAAGACAUACAGCCUAUUCUACGUGGAGAAACCCCCCGCAGCGUAUUCCGCUAAGCGUGGAGGAACUGUGACGAGCAGAGUUAGAUCAUGUGGACACUUGUGGACACAGUCACAAGAGAGUCACAAUGUUUCUCCCUGAAGUGGACCCCACAGCACGGCCCCCGGACCCUCCUGGCAUUUAGGAACCUGCUGCAUAGUCCAUCUAACAUCUUCUGAAUAGCAGGAUCUGUCCCUAGGCCAGCAGUAGUAAUAUUUGCAGGACAAAGAAGAUGCACAAAUAGCAUCAGCCACAGUAUAGUAGUGUGCAGGCUUAUAAUAAAGUAAGGUUGUAUACUAUUGUAUUUUUACUGUUAUAUUUCACGCCACUAUCUCCUCAUACAUUAUUUUACACAGCAAUCUGGUUUCUCCUCAUUAAUCAGUAAUCAUUUCUACAGCCAUGAAUAAAACAUGAGGAUACUGCACAAGUUGGUUAGGUGUCCCAGCAGAUUCUAAAGAUGUUUUGCAGUGACACAACAUGUUGACUUCCUUAUGUAAUGUCUAGACGGAACCUUGAUGUAUAGCAACAUGGUUAAGGAGUGAUGCAUUAGUGAGGUAUUAAUUAAAUGAAUAGGAGAAUGAGUCACCACAGAUAUGCUGACUCUUUUUGACAUAGACGGGUGUCCUUGCUGGGUUAAAAGCUACAGUGUGAAACAUUUAUGACACUGAAGCCUUUUUGCUGUAGUUGCCAGGCAGAGCAGCUCAACAGAAGUCUCACAAAUGGUCAGCUUCAUGUUUUCUCAAAAUGUCAGACCUGUUGGGAUAAAGUGCAUCAUGUGUCUAUCUCUGGGAUUGCAACACAAGAAUGUUUGGUUGACUCUCUGCAGGUGUGUAACACAGGUUCCCCAUGGCCUGUCCAAGAAAAUAAAUCGUCCUCUCCAGCGCUGUGCAAGGGGGUCCAUUUGGACUCUUUCAAAAUGAGUUUCCGAGAUCUUCCAAAAGACAAUAUUUCUUGUCUGAAACUGUCAUUCCAGUGGACAUCGUCCCUCCAAGACUGAAAAUACCGCUAAAAUAAUUUGUUUUUACAACUGGUACUGUGGCCCCCAAUGGUGUGAAUGUACAUUUAUGAUGAAUGUUUUGUUGAUUGCAAAAUGGUGGAGGCACGUGGGUCAGUGCGCCAUCAGUUUCCAUGCUGUGUUCCGUCUCACGUCUCAGAAUGGCUUCCAGUAAGCUUCAACCAAGAGCAACAAUUAGCAUGCACCUAAACUGACCUUUAUAUAUUAUUUUGCACACAGGUGUAUACUGUGGGCAAUCUAGGAAUUAGUUUGUACAGACUGAGAUGCUCUGAUUGCGCUAAACUGCAUGGCGGUGGUGCACUUUCAGACUUAGUGUGUACACUGUGUGUAUGUGUGUGUGUUUGCGUUUGAGAAAGAAUGCUUUUGACCGUCUCUUUUCCACUCCGUCCCCACCUGAGAACAUGGUUAAAUCCAUAACACUGCACUGUCCCUCCUACUUUUCAGCACCAGUUAUAUACCAUUGUCUGCACUAUGUUUAGCUUAUGAUCUUUAUCAUUUUUAUUAUUAUUGAUAAUUAUAAUUAUUAUUGCUAUUAUUACUAUUGUUAUUUUCUUAAUUAGAGUUAAAUUUAAAUUAACUUAUAUUUUUUAUACAAAGCAAAAUAAUGUUGGCCUUUUUGUUUUGUACAAAGUUAACAUUAUGAGAAACAAAACGGUCUUGACAUGUCACUGUUACCCAGAAUAAUUGCGGAAUGUUUAAACUGUAAAUGUAAGAGCAGUAGCCCAAAUGACUUUUAAUAAAUACCUGAAAAAUACA
Trematomus bernacchii (emerald rockcod) is the source of this 5085-nucleotide messenger RNA. It is a transcript of the gene pde10a, whose product is annotated as phosphodiesterase 10A. NCBI's taxonomy places the organism in Eukaryota, Metazoa, Chordata, Actinopteri, Perciformes, Nototheniidae. Gene Ontology annotation, biological process: signal transduction; negative regulation of receptor guanylyl cyclase signaling pathway. The coding region runs from base 285 to 2651 and encodes 788 amino acids. Gene Ontology annotation, molecular function: 3',5'-cGMP-stimulated cyclic-nucleotide phosphodiesterase activity; protein binding. The transcript has 22 exons. The record is from RefSeq and is a predicted model, not a curated record.